AUGGUAGGUAUAAUAUUAACAGUGAUAUUACUAGUUUCAUACACACAAAAUUAUCCAAAUGCCAUCAAAUACAGUUACUACUUUAACCUGGAGAUUCAAACAUUCAUUAAUAACAGAUAUGGAUAUGUACCCGUUAAUUCUGUUAAUGAUAAGAUUGGUUAUUGUAUUCAAGAGAUGGAUUUUUUGGUGAAAUGUACAUCAAUAUUUCUAAGUGUAUCAGUAACGAUGCUUAUUAUCACAUAUAUAUUCACAAGAGUGAUGGUUUAUAUAAAGAUAAGUAAGGCACCACCAGUCUAUAUUUUCAAGGAAAAUGUUUGA
This is a messenger RNA of Enterospora canceri, 318 nucleotides long. Lineage: Eukaryota; Fungi; Microsporidia; Enterocytozoonidae. The record is from the annotation of a GenBank genome assembly.